This is a messenger RNA of Bipolaris zeicola 26-R-13, 216 nucleotides long. RefSeq lists its product as uncharacterized. NCBI's taxonomy places the organism in Eukaryota, Fungi, Ascomycota, Dothideomycetes, Pleosporales, Pleosporaceae. The coding region runs from base 1 to 216 and encodes 71 amino acids. The transcript has a single exon. The record is from RefSeq and is a predicted model, not a curated record.
AUGAUUCCCACUUUUAUCCUUCUGUUCCCUCUUGUCUGUAAAUUGCGACCUUCUACUACUGGCAAGGAUAGUCUCCAAGAUCCAAGGUACAGAUUAAGGCUACCGGCUGUGCAAUCAAGCUACAACAAGCUUUCUUGUUUUUGGCUCCCGUCACGACAGGGCGUUGUGCAUGCACGACUCGACGAUACAGUCGCUGAUUCGAUAGAUGGCAAAUAA